Drosophila gunungcola (fruit fly) is the source of this 922-nucleotide messenger RNA. Its product is annotated as 18S rRNA aminocarboxypropyltransferase. The coding region runs from base 57 to 869 and encodes 270 amino acids. Gene Ontology annotation, molecular function: rRNA small subunit aminocarboxypropyltransferase activity. The record is from RefSeq and is a predicted model, not a curated record. NCBI's taxonomy places the organism in Eukaryota, Metazoa, Arthropoda, Insecta, Diptera, Drosophilidae. The transcript is spliced from 2 exons. Gene Ontology annotation, biological process: maturation of SSU-rRNA.
CAUUGCGCCACCUUACAAAGUAAUCAAAAUUAGUAAAUAUAAAACGGCCGAACAAAAUGAGUGGCCGAAACCGGGGAAAAGGAAAGAGAAGCGCAGGACUCUAUCGCAAUGUCAAAGUGAAUCACAAUUGCGAUCGCAACUUUGCCCAGCAGGCCAACGAAUUGGCCAGAAGCACCGAAGGCGACAGCUCGGAUUCGGAAUCCUCGGGAGGGGGUGCCAUGGAUGAUCUCGGCCAGCCGCCGGAGUUUGCGGUGGCCAUGUGGGACCUCAACCACUGCGAUCCAAAGAAGUGCUCGGGCAGGAAAUUGGCGCGCCUGGGACUGAUUUCAAACCUCCGACUGGGCCAGAAGUUUCCCGGACUUGUCCUUUCGCCCGUCGGGCAGUUGUGUGUCAGUCCCCUGGAUCGAGAUGUGGUGUCCUCUUCGGGCGUGGCUGUGAUCGAUUGCUCGUGGGCCAAGCUGGACGAAACUCCCUUUGGAAGAAUGCGUAGCCCACAUCCCCGACUGCUUCCCUUCCUGGUUGCCGCCAAUCCCAUCAACUACGGCAAGCCCUGUAAACUCAGCUGCGUCGAAGCCAUCGCCGCCACUUUGUACAUCUGUGGGUUCCCGGAGGAGGCCCGCUGGUUUCUGGGCAAGUUUUCCUGGGGUCACGCCUUCCUGGAACUAAAUGAAAAGCUCCUUAACGCGUAUGCAUCCUGCAAGAGCAGCGAUGAGAUUGUCAAAGUGCAGAACGAGUACCUGGAGCAGGAGCAGCAGGAAAAGAAUAAGCCCAGGGAUCUGAGAGACUUUUAUCCUACCAGCAGCAGCAGUAGUAGCGAGGCCGAAAGUGAGGACGAUGAUGAAGAGGCAAAAACGAAGCCGAAUAACUAAUUUUUACAAGGUGCUGACAUUUUAUUGCAUUACCAUUAGCUUAUUACAAAACA